Molecule: messenger RNA, 2772 nt
Organism: Thrips palmi
Lineage: Eukaryota; Metazoa; Arthropoda; Insecta; Thysanoptera; Thripidae
Product: polyserase-2-like
Exons: 12
Coding region: 76-2022 (648 amino acids)
Biological process (GO): proteolysis
Molecular function (GO): serine-type endopeptidase activity
Source: RefSeq, a predicted model, not a curated record
CCCCCUCUCUGUGGCCUGUGACGUCUCCUCGCUACGUUUACGUACCGAGUGUCCGGCACGGCAGUUUGACUCGAGAUGUUGCUGCGAGUGCUUGUCUUGUUAAGCCUGCUGGCCUUGGCCUCGCAAGACGACGCGGAGUCUGAAAUCGUCUUCCCCUCAAGUGCGAGCGCCACCAAGUCCUCGAAGGUCCCCAAGCCGUCGGUGAGUGCGUCGAGCACGCCGGCCAGGACGUGCCCGCCUCUGCUGUCGUCCUUGCUGGACCUGGCUUGCCACGCUCCCGGCCGAGAGCGGCCGCAGCCCUGCGGACAGGCGCAGCCCCUCGGGACCGUGGCCUCCUUCGACUGCAAGCCUCUGUUCGAGCGCCGCAGCCUGCCCGACGGCGCGCGCUUCUCGCGCUGUGAGGCGGACGGCACGUGGAGCAGGCCUCUCUUCGCGUGCACCCCAGUGUGCGGUCGACCGACGGGCAAAGGUGUAGCCUUCGUCCGCAAUGGCCAGAACGUGUCUUCUGCCGUCGAGUUUCCCUGGCACGUGGUCGUGUACAACAAAACCGAAACGGCACCGGAGCAGAUCUGCGGCGGAUCCCUCGUCUCGCCGAAGUUCUUCGUGUCGGCUGCCCACUGCUUUGAAGAUGAAAAUGGCCAACUAAGACCGCCCACUGCUUUCGUCUCUGCCGUCGGAAAGCGGUUUCGUGAUUUGAAUGUGGUAGAAGGCACAGAGCAGCGCAUCGAGCUGAAACAGAUCAUCGUGAAAGACUACGGUGGAUUUAGGUUGCUAUAUGCCAACGACAUAGCCCUCGUGGAGCUACAAGGGGAAGUCACGAUCACAGCCACUGUCAUGCCCAUCUGCGUCGACUGGAAACGAGCCCGCCCCCCUCUGCGCGGCGGCGACGAAGGGAUCGUUGUAGGUUUUGGUGGCUCUGGCAACCUGGAGGCGCUGCAGUUCUCCAGGCUUCCGUUCAUCGACCUGGAGGUCUGCAAGGGGCAAGUGCCGGAUAGGCUUCUGGUCUACACGGCACUGAAGGACAAGUUCUGUGUUGGAGUCAGUAAUGGUUCCUCUGUCGGCAAAGGGGACAGUGGGGGCGGCCUGGCGUUCGCCACGCCGGACAGGCAGUGGUUCCUGGAAGGAAUCGUGUCGAUCGGAGACGCAAGGAGGGCCGCCGUCUCGCUGUUCACCAAAGUGUCUCUCUACGUGCCCUGGAUAUCUUCGGGCAUCCGUGACCAAGAACCAGUUGACAUCCAGGAAACGUGCGGCAAGCCGCCACCCGGCCCCAGCGAGCUCCUCCAGGACGGCGAUUCGGCCUUGGGAGACAGCCUGCCCUGGCAUGCAGCGGUGUACCACCGGGAACAGAACGUGACGAGGUUCGUCUGCGGAGGCUCCCUCAUCAGCAGAUGCUUGGUUCUCACAGCUGCGCAUUGUGUGCUGCUCAGUGGGCCCCUUCAGCCUCAAAAAGUCUCUGUGGCUCUUGGAAAAUACUUAAGCGAUUGGCAGUCGGAGGAUGGACCAAAUGUGAUGAAAACGGAUGUAAAAGCAGUCCACACGCAUCCUAGCUACAGCGGAGCAGGUGCACGGUAUUCUUUCGACAUAGCUGUGCUGGAGCUUGAGACGUGCGCAGAUAUAAGCGCCACAGUCUAUCCAGUCUGCUUAGAUGAUGGAUUCAAGCCGACCACGGGUAAAACUAUCAAGAUUGCGGGAUGGGGUGGCGGGAGAAAAGCACUGGCGGAGCUCGAGUCCGUACUUUUGAAGCAACUCGACCGACCUGACUGUCUCGCUUCAUUCAAUGCCACCGACAGGUAUCGGCUUUACGUUACUCCAGACAAGUUUUGCGCCAGGUCACGAGAAGGCUCGCAUCAUUCUGGCCUUGCCAAAGGCGACAGUGGCGGUGGCGCCCACGUCAAGCGGGAUGGAGUUUGGUACGUUGCUGGCAUUGUCUCGGUGGGGUUGGGUGAUCGUGACAAUUAUUUGUUUGGACUCGUGGAUGUUGCGCAAUACGUCCCAUGGGUAAAGCGCGUAACCAAACUGUAAGCAGUGGAAGGAGUCUCUCACUGCAGGCAGACUGCUGUUUUUUUUGUUGAAAAUCUUUCUCUCACUUGAUUAUGACUUAACAUCACGAAACCUUUCUAUUCGCUGUCGGAACAUGGCUGAAAGUACGUAAGCGAGGUGAGGGGACUCAUGUGCUGACAAGCGUGACAAGCUAAUUUAUGGCUGAUUCACAUUCAAACGAAUGUGACACAAUGCUCAUACGAACGUGACGUUUUGUCACAUUCGUUUGAAUGUGAUGUCACGUUCUUAGAAUGAGAGUGGUCUCAUGGGUGAAUUUACUACCAGACUCCGAGGCAUCUUGUGGAGGUUUUUUCCAAACAAGACAAGCAACUAGCCGUUACUAACCAUGACACCUUGAUGAUUUCAUUUUUCCUCAAUAAUCCUAGAAAGCGAUCAGACUGUCUAACUAAGUUAGGAGAUGUGCUUCUAGGACACCACUUUGUAGUCGAGAAUGUGUGCUCAAGAAAGAUGUAUCACAAUCAUCAAUUAAAUUUGUUCAAAAAUAAGACACAUGACAUCAAUGUAUUUAACACUAUAUUUGUGAGAAAAAGAGAAUAAGACUGCAGAUGUUACCUACUUUAAGACUGUACUCCUUCUUGUAAGGAUUUAAUAUUUUUCUUUAAAAUCUUUGCUCAUGUUUAUUAAUUCUUGCAUGAGGUUUCGAUUGUAGACGUGUAUGUAUCUUAUCUCACUGUACUUUGCCUAAGAAAGAAUAAAUUCUGAAUUCGAAAA